AUGCCUCAAAAUAAAUUAUCAAUUGAAGAAAAACGUCUUAGGAAGAAAUUGGCUGAGCGUCGUAGAAUGGCCAAAAUAAAAAAUGAUCCAGAUUUAUACGCGCAAUGGCUUGUAAAGUCAAGAGAGAGUUACCAAAGGAAAAAAGCUCGGGGCACAGUACUACCAAUGAGUGUUUUGACUCCAAGCCAGCAAAAGAUUCGUAGGAAGAAAAGUAGGCAGAGUUCUCGACGAUAUUAUCUAAAGAAAAAAAUGGAUAAGUUAUCAGCAACCGAUGAGCUCCCAAUAAAUGAAGAACCCAUCUAUAAAUCUGAGAACCGUGAUCCUCUUUCAAAUGUUCCUCAAUCAGCUCCAACCUUAAACACCUACAAAGUAACAACAAAACAUAGAAAGAUACUGCAAACUGUAACACAAGAUGUUGAAAAUGAGUUUAACAUUAUUAAUCGUGUAAAAGAUCAUUCUCAGACAAGUUUUUGUCUUCCACAGACUUCUAAAGAAUAUGACAAUGUGGCUAAUUUUGAUACACCCGCAUCACCGACUAUUGUACACCAGCCAUCUAAAGGAUGCGAUGUCACUAUCCAACUUCCUUUUACAAAGGAAGUUAAUGUUGAUAACACAAUAAAAAGGAACAAUUCGUCAUGCCCCUCAAUACCUGAACAUAAGGAUGAAGUCCAGCAGUUGAUCAGUAAACAAGAUCAACAAGUGGUACUGAAAAAUAGACCUAAAUUAAAUGAGGUUAAGGUUAAAAGAUCUGACAACAAAGUAAAAGAACCAGAUCAGAUAAAAAAAGAAACUGAAACUGUGUUUGUAAAAAUUGAGGAUUCAAUAAAUUUUAAUGUACCACUUGAAUCUGAAAAUAAUGAGUCUGUAAAUGAAAUAGAACAAUUAGAUGAUGGUGUAGUAUCUGAACAUGGAGAACCUGUAAAUGACUUAACAGUAAAAGCAGAAACACUUACAGAAAAUGACAAAACAAAUGAGGUUGAUGAUGAUAAGAAAGUCAAAAGGGAAAAGAAAAGCCCGAUCGUACGGCGCGUAGCGUUCCGCGCGCACCUCAAAGACCCAAUAGACCACCACAGACGGGGCCCUAAAGGGCUGAUGUUCAGCCGGGUUUGCGAGGUAAGCGCAAUGAGGCACCGCGACCUCGGCCCAGAGCGGGAGAAGGAACAGGGGGUUAGUGUCGAGUUGGAUUCUAAUUGGAACUGUAGCGGAGCGGUGGUGAUAUUUCGCCGUUCCCAGGCGUACUUUGGCAACAGAUUCGCAGGAAGACAUUCCUACGCGCCUGUGACUCCUCUGGUGCCGCAGGUGUCCAUGGGCGGCGCCAAUCACUUACCGUCAGGUGAUCUGUCUGCUGGUUUACCUCCUAUUUCAUAA
This is a messenger RNA of Spodoptera exigua (beet armyworm), 1368 nucleotides long. The record is from the annotation of a GenBank genome assembly. Lineage: Eukaryota; Metazoa; Arthropoda; Insecta; Lepidoptera; Noctuidae.